AUGGUGGCUCAAGUAAUUAGUUCAUAUACUGGAUUAAGAAGAUUUAACAAUUGUGAUAACUCCAAGUUUUUGUCAAAUUUGUGUCCUCAUCCUAAUAUGCAUUAUUUAAUUCCAUCGUAUGGCAAAAUGACUUUAAUAAAUGAUUACGCUAGAACAGAAUUAUAGGAAAAAUAAUUUAUUCAAUAUCUAACUAAAAAGAAGUGUUAACUUUAUCAAUGUCCUAUUAAUCCUUAUCUAUAACUUCAGCAUUACUAUUUAGAUAAAAAUAAUUGAACCCUUUUUUUGGUUAAUAUGAUUUAACUCUAAACAAUUUAGAUCAUUGCUUUGGCUAAAGUUCAAAUAUUUUUUAAUGUGCAGCAUCUAAUUAUUAAGUAUUGCCUGAAUUUGCAUAGAUGAAACUAACUGGAUCCUAUUUUUCUAAUGAUGCCUCAAUUACUAGUAGAUUUAAAUAAUUAAGAGAGAGCUUUUAUAAAAUUCGCCAAAAAAGAGCUUUUCAUUCGUAGUAUCAAGGUGAAGGUCUGGAAGAUUCCGAGUUUGAUGAAGCACGUGUCGUAUUAUAACGCUUAGAAGAAGAUUAUAAUUCAGUAAGCUCAAUUUAUAAUUCAUAAAUUGAGAAUUCAAAUAAUUAUGAGUUAUGA
Paramecium octaurelia is the source of this 638-nucleotide messenger RNA. The record is from the annotation of a GenBank genome assembly. Lineage: Eukaryota; Ciliophora; Oligohymenophorea; Peniculida; Parameciidae.